UUAUUUUAGUUCAAUUAUUAUCAUGUUAAAUUUUAAGCUUACUGGAAACGGAAGUUUAUUUGUAAAGGCUAUUGUUAUUGGUCAGGCGUAGUUACCACGCUAUUGUUGUGUAAUCUCAGAAGAAUCAGAUUUGUGAUCAAAAGAUUCCAGCUGUGACCAUACAGCCUUUUUGCAUAUAUAGAAAUAUAUUCUUCCACGUGUCCUUCCUUUUUUAUACCAUAGGCUGAGAUCCAAGUGAAUAUGACCAGUAUUGCUGACCACGUAGAUUUUUUGCUCGUUUGUUGGUUGUUGGUAAAAAAAUUCGUAUACCUUCGAUGUAAUGCAAACAACGUUUACAGUGCGCUCACGAUCCAUCAAAAAAAAAAAAAAAAAAAAAAUUAUUCCUUAAAAGAUAAAGAAAAAUCUAAAGAUCUACAAACAGCAUUUCAUUUAAAAACAGAAACUCAAUUUUUACCCUUCUGUUGAGUCAUAUAACAUCUGUUACUUCUAUCGUGGUAUUUAAGUAACUUCCAGAAACAGCUUAUAAUUACUGUCUCCUGUAAAUUACUGCUGUGUGAAUCAAAGUUUUUCUUUCUUUUUUAUCUUAAUUAUCAAAAAUAUAGUAUAUUGUUGUUUUAGUUAUAAGAAUCAUAAACUGUCCUUGGUUUCCUGUUGCCAAUUUUGGCACUCGACCAUAAAUGUUUUAUUCUCUAAUUUUCUGCAAAUUUGUAGUCAAAAUAAAUGAGCCGAUAUUGUAAAGAUGUUAUUAUUCUUGUGUUUCUAAUUAAAAUGUUGUUGGCGGAAUUCAGGAUUUAUCAGAUAUAACCCGGUCAAUAUUGUUUAGGAGUUAAAGAACGUAGAAGCAAGUACUUGGUGACUUCACUAAUGCUGGUGACACGUAAAAUGCACCAAGAAAACUCUCUGACGUAAUUGGUAUUUGGAAGGAUAACCUGCAGAAGAAGUGAGGCCAAGACAUUGACAUUAGGUCCUCUGGUACAUUGGUUCCUGUGGAACCAUUGAACCCAUGCCAGCAUGGAAAAAGGGACGUUAAAUGGGGAUGAUGAUGACAAGAUGAUACGGGUGUAUGUGUGUACCAAAGAAAGGGCCAUUACUUUAUAUUGGUUUCAAAUUUUGGCACAAAGUCACCAAUUUCAGGGGAGGGGAAGUUGAUUACAUUGACCCCAGUGCUCAACUGUUACCUAUUUUAUCGACUCUGAAAGGAUGAAGGGCAAAGUCGACCUUGGUGGACUUUUGAAUGCUGAACAUAAAAAUGCUGCUAAGUAUUUUGCCAAGUGUGCUAACGAUCUGACAACUUGCUGCCUUUCUGUUACUUUAUAUUGUUUUUUUUAGAUGUUAAGUAAGGAAGCACUAUUUUGAUUAGCCAACACACAUAUACACACACACGUAUAGGUAUGUUUAUAUCAGUGGUUUGGCAAAAGAGACCAACAAAAUACCAGGCUUUAAAUAAAAAUAAGUAUUGAGGCUGAUCCAUUUGACUAAAAUAAAUUCUUCAAAGCAUGGCCACAGAAAUUCUUCAAGGCAUGGCCCAACAUGGCCACAGUCUAAUGACUGAAACAAGUAAAAGAUAAAAGAUGGAAGUCAAGAAUACUACAAUAUGCUAUAUGCGAUGAAUGGAGUUAUUUAUUUAUUUUUUGCAGUGGGGACUCACAAGAUUCAAGGCAAAGAGUUGAUUUAUUCUGUGUUGGAUGCUGCUUUGGCAGCUGGCUACCGAUCUAUAGACACAGCCUCAGUGUACAAAAAUGAAUCAGACAUUGGAUCAAGUCUUCUGGAACUACUUGCUAAAUAUAACUUGAAAAGAGAGGACAUAUUCAUCACCAGUAAAUUAGGCCCAAGAGAUCAAGGAAGUGGAAAGUGCCGAGAAGCUUGUUUACAAUCAUUAUCACGCUUGAAAACUGACUACCUCGACUUAUAUUUAAUUCAUUGGCCUGGUGUACAGGGGUUCAAACCUGCAGAUAGCAUGCAAAAGAUUCUUCGUCAGGAAAGCUGGAAAGACAUGGAGACCUUGUACAAGGAAGGUAAAUUGAAGUCAAUUGGAAUUUCAAAUUAUCAAAAGCAUCAUCUGGAAGAACUUCUACAAGAUUCUUCUGUGAAACCAGCAGUUCUUCAGACUGAACAUCAUCCGCAUCUGGUACAGCAUGAAGUAUGGAAGUUUUGUCAAGAGAAUAACAUACAAUAUCAAGCAUAUUCUUCACUUGGCGCAUCAAAAGACAAUAUGCUUCUGGAUGAUGCAGUUAUAAAAGAAAUUGGUAAGAAGCAUCAAAGGCCAGUUGCCCAGAUAUUACUCAGAUGGGCAAUACAACAGGGAAUUGGAGUUUUACCAAAAUCUACAAACAUGCAGCACAUAUCAGAAAAUGCAGAUAUCUUUUCGUUUGAACUCGAUGAUGAAGACUUGAAGAUGAUUAGCCAAAUAGAUAUUCAGCAUCAUUAUUGCUGGGACUCUUCCGCUAUUGUUUAAAACUUAAACACUUAAAUAACUAUUUUGUCUUAGAAUA
Molecule: messenger RNA, 2492 nt
Organism: Octopus bimaculoides (California two-spot octopus)
Lineage: Eukaryota; Metazoa; Mollusca; Cephalopoda; Octopoda; Octopodidae
Source: RefSeq, a predicted model, not a curated record